UGUUCGGCCGUAUUUGCUCCGUUGCUCCACUUAGCCCACAUAUAACGAAGUCGUGUUUGUGCGUGUGUUACUGAGUUAAAGUAGACUUUGUGAGCAGCUGACACUCUUCGAUACAGUGUUUUCAAACGAGUAUAUAAGAAUUGAUAAUAAUAUGAGUGGAUUUAAAUAUAAAGAUCUGAUUCUGAACGCUAUUGAUCAACUGCACGAAAGAAAAGCGCGGCCUGAUUCCGAACGAAUUUGCCAUAUACUGGAAAAGAAAAAUGGUGUAAAUUCUCAAACGAUUAAGACAGAAUUACAGAAACUCGUGGAUGCUCGAAUUGUUGUUAAAGUGGAAUAUAAAGGUAAUGUUAGUUAUCGGAACGCGGCAAAAUGGGCCCGUAACAACAGAAUCUUUAUGAACGGUCACAUGCUAUACUGGGACGGUGUGAGAAAGGCAGUGACUGAGGCAUUCAAUGAAAUUAUUGCUUGUCGGGAGAAUUUUACUAAUCUCGGUGUGUCUAGGGAAGAAAUAGAAAGUUAUCUAAGCAACAAAAAAACCUGUAUGUUUAAUAAACUUUCGAGUAAAGGACUUGAUAUUUUUUUAAAGAGUGAGGUAGAUACUGGAAGAAUAAAAAAAUUAGCAUCAGGGAAUUUUUUGUUGAACCAGAUACAGGAAAAUGGUGAAAUUAAAUCAAGAUUUAGGCUUGCCAAAAGUGGUACAGAAUCUUUAAACGUCCCUUUGCAAGAAAAGAGAAAAAAUAACCCGAAAAAGCGAAAGAUAGGGGCCCUGAACGCAGCUCACAUCAAACAAACAGUUUCUUUAAGUAGAAGAGGUCGUCGAAAGAAGUUUAAGAAAAACCCAGGUCCAGAUUUCUUGCCUUGGUCUGAAUUUGAAAAAACAGAUGACUUGUGUGACUUCUGCCAACAAACAUCUUCUUCCAAUCGUCUUGGAAAUCCAGAAGAACUGCUUAUUUGUAAAGACUGCUCCGCCAAAGCACAUCCAAGCUGUAUGCAGUAUGGGGAAAAAUUAACUGCAAAGUGUAGAGAAUAUCCUUGGCAGUGUAUAGACUGUAAGAGAUGCGUGUUUUGUGAUCAGUCUGAUGAUGAUGGGGACUCCAUGCUGUUUUGUGAUGGCUGUGAUAAAGGGUACCACAUGGUUUGUCAUGUUCCUGCACUUACUGAGAAGCCAGGGGGAUUGUGGUAUUGUAGCAAGUGUAAUGACGAAAAAGAAUCAAGCAUGGAAAAAGUGUCAACUUCAAGUGGGAAUUACCCAAAGGAAAGUGUUUAUUUUGAAACAAGUACCACUAGCUUCGUUACCCCAACAAGAUCAGAACUAGAUCCCACAGUAGGACUUCCAACACCUUGUAGUUCUCCCGUACCUGAAGAUAAACAACAUCCUUGCAUGCUGGGAUCACUGAAUAAAAGAACACUCAGCCAGUAUCCAGAAAUUGUUCCUGAUGCUAAAGACUGGACCAUUGAUGACGUUGAAGAAUUUUUCUCUUACGUUGGAUUUCCUGAACAAGCUUCUGCUUUCAAAGAACAGGAAAUUGAUGGCAAAUCCCUGUUGCUCAUGAAAAGAAGUGAUGUCUUAACAGGUCUCUCUAUUCGUCUUGGUCCCGCUCUGAAGAUCUACAAUCAUGUAAAACGGCUUCAGACAGGCUUACCAAAUGGUCAUCUCUUGUAGUUCACAUGAAGGUCAAAAUCUUUGUGAUUCUUGUAUAAAGGGAAACUUGAACUUCACUGUUUAUUUAGGUGAACAUGUUGGAUCACUGUAAACACUUUCUCUAGACUUGAACUUUUCCUGUGUUUUUAAGUGGUAGUUUCAAUUUGGUUUAUAUAUGUGGAUGAAAAGGUUCAAGCUACACAGUUAUUUAGCCCAAAUAAGAUCAGGUGUAAUAUUAAAACAUGAUACUAGAAAGGAUUGCUAAAGAUCUAAUAUCAAAUACUAAAACAUGAUGUUAGAAUGGAUUGCUAGAAAAACUCAGAUGUCAAAUACUAAAACAUGACAUUAGAAGAGAUUGCUAGAGAAGAUGUCAACUAUUCAAACGUGAUAUUAGAAAUGGAUUGGUAGAGAAGCUCAGAUGUCAAAUAUUAAAACAUGACAUUAGAAAAGAUUGCUAGAGAAGAUGUCAACUAUUCAAAUGUGACAUUAGAAAUGGAUUGGUAGAGAAGCUCAGAUGUCAAAUACUAAAACAUGACAUUAGAAGAGAUUGCUAGAGAAAGAUUAGAUGUCAAAUAUUACAGCAUAACAUUAGAAGGGAUUGCUAGCACUGUCAUCUUUGUAAUAUAAAAAUGUCAACUCUCCAUUGCACUAAUUCUCUUCUCUAUAAUGUCAGAAUAAUUCUCUUACUUAGUACAUUUACACUGCAUUAAAAGAUAUAAUAUAUUUACUGGUUUGAAGCAUAGGUAACUAAUUAUACAUAUUAAAAUCACAGUUUUAAAGACGAUGCCUUUUUUUGGAGUUCAACAUUUGUCUUUAGUUUCACUGACUUUGUUAAACAUUUAUAGUUUAGAUUUCAGCAUUAGCUCUUUGUCUUUUUGUUUCCUCUCAAGUAUAUCAGUUCUUAUAGCUGAUGUGGUAUUUCACACUUUAAUACUUACACAGCACUGUACCAGUUGUUACAACUAAUGUGGUAUUUCACACUUUAAUACUUACACAGCACUGUACCAGUUGUUACAACUAAUGUGGUAUUUCACACUUUAAUACUUACACAGCACUGUACCAGUUGUUACAACUAAUGUGGUAUUUCACACUUUAAUACUAACACAGCACUGUACCAGUUGUUACAACUAAUGUGGUAUUUUAACUUUAAUAGUUACACAGCACUGUACCAGUUGUUACAACUAAUGUGGUAUUUCACACUUUAAUACUAACACAGCACUGUACCAGUUGUUACAACUGAUUUGGUAUUUCACACUAGUGCCUGGGAGAGAAAUCCUGGGCUCUGGUGCUUCCCCUGAUUCUGGGCCCCUCAUCCUCUCAAUCAUGUAUGUUAUUUUUGCCCUUGAAAGAUGCAACCUCUUAAAGUGGGAAUGUUCACUAUUAUGCAGCAUCAGCAUAUAAAUAUUACUUUUUGUUUGAGAGAAGGACAUUUUGUUAUCAUAUGUGUGGAAAAUAUUCCGUGCCCCAGUGAUUCACACCCUGUGCACCUCCCUCUCCCAGGCCCUGUUUCACACAUUAGUAGUUACACAAUACUGUACCAGUUGUUACAACUGAUGUGGUAUUUCAGACUUUAAUAGUUACACAAUACUGUACCAGUUGUUACAACUGAUGUGGUAUUUUGGACUUUAAUAGUUACACAAUAUUGUACCAGUUGUUACAACUGAUGUGGUAUUUCGGACUUUAAUAGUUACACAAUACUGUACCAGUUGUUACAACUAAUGUGGUAUUUCGGACUUUAAUAGUUACACAAUACUGUGCCAGUUGUUACAACUGAUGUGGUAUUUCGGACUUAAUAGUUACACAGCAUUGCACCAGUUGUUACAACUGAUGUGGUAUUUCGGAUUUUAAUAGUUACACAAUACUGUGCCAGUUGUUACAACUGAUGUGGUAUUUCGGACUUUAAUAGUUACACAAUACUGUACCAGCUGUUACAACUGAUGUGGUAUUUCGGGCUUUAAUAGUUACACAACACUGUACCAGUUGUUACAACUAAUGUGGUAUUUCGGACUUUAAUAGUUACACAAUACUGUACCACUUGUUACAACUGAUGUGGUAUUUCAGAUUUUAAUAGUUACACAGCACUGUACCAGUUGUUACAACUAAUGUGGUAUUUCACACUUUAAUACUUACACAGCACUGUACCAGUUGUUACAACUGAUGUUGUAUUUCUAACUAAUAAUUACACAGCAUUGCACCAGUUGUUACAACUAAUGUGGUAUUUCACACUUUAAUACUUACACAGCAUUGCACCAGUUGUUACAACUAAUGUGGUAUUUCAGACUUUAAUAGUUACACAGCACUGUACCAGUUGUUACAACUGAUGUUGUAUUUCGGACUUUAAUAGUUUCAAAGCACUAUAUGUAAAAUUAUUAACUUUUGUAAGUUUCUUAUAUUCAAACAUAAAAUCACAACAAUAUUUAGAUAUUAUAUAAUAUGUAUCUUUAUCAAAAUUUAAGCCAAACGAAUACUUGAAUAAAACAUUUAUUGUAAAGCAUAAGACUGUAGUGUAGCAAAUUUGGUUUAUUAUAGCAACAGUUGAAUGUGUACAUUUAGUUAGAAUUAACAUGUUAACUAUUUUUGGAAAAUACUGUCUGAAAAUAAGAAAAAUAAACCAUAUUGAUGGAUGACUUUCCUCUUGAUUAACUAGGUUAUUCUCAGUCCUAGCCAGUUUUGUAUUUUUAGUAUUGUAUUUUAGUCACUGUAACUGUCAUCAAAUAAAUUACCACAGUCAUGAAAUUACA
Messenger RNA from Limulus polyphemus (Atlantic horseshoe crab), 4383 nucleotides. Its product is annotated as histone acetyltransferase KAT6B-like. NCBI's taxonomy places the organism in Eukaryota, Metazoa, Arthropoda, Merostomata, Xiphosura, Limulidae. Bases 152 to 1663 code for a protein of 503 amino acids. The transcript has 8 exons. The record is from RefSeq and is a predicted model, not a curated record. Gene Ontology annotation, molecular function: protein binding; DNA binding.